GACAUCGAGAGUCGGCCAUAAUCUGUUUAGUGGCGCACAGGUGUACGACGAUCCAACGUCACGCGCACAAUUUUGUUGACGGAAGGUUUUUUGCCGCCAAAGAAAAAACAUGGCUCGAGUCGUCGCCGUAAAGGAAUAUCUCGAGAAGGCACUGAAGGACGAGAGCAAGCCGUGGACGAAGAUGUUCGUCCUCGCCGAGGAGAAGACCGGCAUUGAUCGGCUGUACAUUUUUGUCGGAUCAUUGAUGCUGCUGGCUCUAUAUUUGGUAUUUGGACUAGGACAGCAACUAGUAUGUAAUAUAGUCGGCUUUGUUUAUCCCGCUUAUCAAUCUAUGAAAGCACUAGAAAGCCCCAAAAAGGAGGAUGACACAAAGUGGCUCACUUAUUGGGUCGUCUUCGCUGUAUUCACUAUAAUAGAAUUCUUUUCGGAGUACAUUGUCUGCUGGUUUCCAGUUUACUGGUUGUUCAAGUGUAUAUUUUACGUGUGGCUGAUGGCUCCAACCGAGUACAACGGUUCCUUGAUUUUAUAUCGUCGUGUCAUUCGUCCAAAGUUCAUUCAGUAUCAGCCUGGAUUAGAUAGGCUUCUGUCCAAUGCACGGGAUACAGCAGUUAAAACUGCAGCAGAAGCGUUGCUGACCAACAAGCAAGAAUAACGGAGCUACGAAUCAAAGAGAUAGAAAGUCCGUUUGUGUCUUUCCCCUUUUAUUCAUUCCUAGCUAAAAGAGAGCAUGAAUUUUCUGGUGAACAUUAUUGAAGACACAUGCCGAGUAUGCUACUGGGCGUCCUGCAUUAAGGAGUACAGUGAUAAGAAGAGCUAGACAGAUAAAAAUUUUAAAAGUUCCCCAAAUACCGAGUCAGUAUUCAUGAUUUUCACUUGCGAUUUGGGAGAAUCAGUUUUCCCUGAUCUUUUUGACAAUUGUUAUAUAUCUGAGGAUAUUUAAGAUUUUUAUCUGUCUAGCUUCUCUUGUCACUGUACCCCUUAAUGCGGGCACUAGCCCACUAGCGUAUUUAGCACGUAUCUUCACAAAAUGAAAGAGGAGUUUGCUCUGAGAAUAAAUCGUUUAUAAACCAACACGAUAGUCUGUUUUUAGAAUAAAAAAAAAAACAUGAUAUGGUACAAGAAAGUUUCAGCAUAGUGUGGAAGCAUCUCGUUUUCAGUCGUUCGAUGUGUUGUUUGCGGUAGUAUCGAAUCAAUUGAGAACAAAACAUGAUAUUAGAGUACUUUUCUAUUGUAGGAUAGGCUUGUCCCGCGUGUUAGGCAUUCUAUGCGUAACCACUUUUACACGUACACACAUGUAUUCAUAUAGUAUAUGUAUGUAUGUGUGUACAUGUAUACACAUAUUUUAGUAUGUUUUUAUUUUUAAAGAAUAUUUCGCCAACAUUAAGUUCCGAUCAUCUGAGUUAACGGAUUCUUCGUCUCUAUAAAUUAGCUAUUUAAGUAUUAAUCAACUAUCGUUGUCUAUAGUUUCUCCAUCCUGAAAAAUCUGCGAUAUAAAUAGAUUAUGUCGAUGUUGGUGAAACCGUUUUUAGUAUACUUUACUAAAUAAGUUAUUUACGACUGCCAUUUAAUCAUUUAUUUAAAAUCCAAAAUCCAAAGAUCGGAAUAGUAUACGAAGUGUCCAUUAAUUUUAAUGAAAUGGAAUAUGUAAUCUUUAAUUUUUAAAAACUUGCCAUUUACGGUUGCCACGCGCAUCACAGAAUUCUUCUCUAAGAAUAUAAUCACGGGAAUUAAUCCUUUUAGUUAGAAUUUUUUGAGCCGCCUAGUAAGAGUAAAGAUGUUUCUUUAAUUAGUUUAAAUUUGUACAUCGUAUAGUGAGAUGUAUUACUCCGUAUUUGCAUGCGAUUGUCCUUUACUGUUCGUUUAGUAUUCUAUAUCUACGUUCUGCGAUCUAGUUUCUAUCUAGUUUCAACUUUAAAGUGCAGGAAAGUAUGCUAAGGUGUAUAUGUAUAUUGCUCAAGUUAAGCCAUUAUUUUGAUCCCGAGUAACUUGAUCGUUAACGAUCAUGUUAUCAAAGAAAGUCGAUGUUCCAAUCGAAGGAAUAUUUAAUAUUAAAGGAAUAUUAAAUCUUUCAACGUAAAGACAAAUUUUCCAUGCCUUAUCCAAUCAUGUCUAAAAUUCUUCGCAUGUAUGCGCUGUUUGCCGGUUACUACCGGAGAAAAGGUAUUACGGGUUUUAUAAGCGCAAAAUUGUAGAUUUAGGUAUAUUGACUAAUUCGCCAGAAAUUGUAAAUCGCCAUUGAAAUAUGCACAAAUAAUAAAUAUCUUUUUAUUUUA
This is a messenger RNA of Ooceraea biroi (clonal raider ant), 2273 nucleotides long. Its product is annotated as receptor expression-enhancing protein 5. Lineage: Eukaryota; Metazoa; Arthropoda; Insecta; Hymenoptera; Formicidae. The record is from RefSeq and is a predicted model, not a curated record.